AUGUUGGCACUGUCGGUGGCCAGCGCCGGACCGCCAGCCGCUGGAUCUGCCGCUGCCCGCCGCCGGCUGCCGCCAGUGCCGCUGCCACUCUGCUCGAGGAGCCGCCAGCCCCAACAGCCGGCCAGGGCAGCCAGCAGCAGCAGUGAGCCAUUGGAAAGCGGCCCGCAGGAUGCAGACGCGUUGCUGCAACGCGCGGCGCACCUGCGUGCCGAGCAGCAGCGCCUGGAGCGGGAGGCGGCAUCGCUGGCGGCAUCGCUGAAAGGCCUGCCCUCAGCGCAGCAGCGAGUCGUGCUGGAGGCGCUCGGCUUGCAGCGGCAGCAGCAGCAGGCGCAGCAGCAGAAGCAGCAGGCAGCACCAACCCCACUGGAAGCCGCUCCCCAAGGGCAGCAGCAGCAGCAGCCGUCCAUGCGGCAGCGGGCUGCCGCGGGAGCGCAGGCGGAGCCGCCCCUUGCCGCCGUCCAGGGCAGCGAUGACUGGCUUGCAGCGCUGCCGCCGCACCUGCAGCAGGAAUUUAAGCAGUCGGGGCUGGCAGCUGCGCUGCAGGAACAGGCAGAGGCGGUGCAGCGGGAGCAGGAGUGGGCAGGGUCAGAGGAGUUUGGAGGCGGCGACAUGGAGGCUCUGGCGCGAAUGAUCGAGGAGGGCCAGGAGCUGCCGCCGAUGCCAGCGCAAGAGGUGCGGCUUGCCCAGGGCGGUGCAUGCCUGUCCCGUUGGGUUGUCCUCCUCAUCUACCUGUUGAGCUGCGGGUGUUGUCGCGUGCAGUGGGAGCGCGAGCCCGAGCCUGCGGACGAGUUCCGGGCGCGGCUGCAGGGCAGCAUUGACUACAUGAAUGCAGAUCUGAAGGGCAGCAAGCACCCCAAGCAGCAGAAGCAGCGCAAGAAGAAGUGGCAGGAGCAGCAGGAGGCGGCGGAUGGUGGCCAGACCGAGGGAGAGGCCGCAGCGCCAGGAGGCGGCCGUGGCGACGGUGGUGCGGAGGCCCAGGAGGGCGAGGCUGGCAGCGGCGAGGUCGGCGAGGAGCUGCAGCGGCAGAUCGCGGCUGCCGAAGCCGCCGCCGAGCAGCACACCAGCGACACGUUCGCCACCUGGCGGGCGGGGCGCAUGUUUGCGGGGAGGCCCGACCUGGCGGCAGCCUACGCGCGCGGCUGGUCCCAGUCCAAGCGGUGGGACAAGAUGUGGGAGAGCGGCGAGGCUGAGGAGGAGGUGAUGACGGAAGAAGUGCGGCGCAGCGUGCCCGCCCCGCCCCUGCCGCCCGACGUGCGCCUCGUGUUCAAGGCCGCUGAGCGCAUCGCAUACGUGCUGCGCAGGGCACACAUGGACAGCACAGAUCCCGACGCACCCCUGCUGGCGCUGCAAAGCAAGGGGCUGGUCAGCGAGCAGCUGCUUCUCCAGGAUCCAUUCAUCCAGUGCCAGAGCCUCGACAGGGCCCUCAACUAUAUGAAGCGGCUGCGCCUGGCCGGCGCCAAGCUGGAUCUCUCGACCCUCAUGCUUCGCUGCGGCAACUACAGCCCGCAGAUGGAGUGGAAGGUGACGAUCGACUGCUUCCUGGACCUGCCCUACCCUCCCUGGUUCUACGGCUGGGUGGCCCUCAACCAGGGCGCCAGCUCAGCGGCCGCCAGCUCAGUGGGCGCCGCCCCGGGGCCGCUGGCCCUGGGUGCCGCCGCCUCGCUGGAGGCCGCCGAGGCGGCGGCCGUGGAGGAGCGGCGGCGAAUCGAGGAGCAGGAUGCCGCGCUGGCGGUGAUGCUGCUGGAGGCUGCGCAGGCGGCGGCAGAGGCUGCCGGUCGACCCCUGGAUGAUCAGGCAGUGCUGUCUGUCAUGAAGACGGCGGCGGGCGUGGCGCUGCGGCGCCAGCGCGAGCAGGAGGCUGCGGAGGCAGCGCAGGCUGCCGCCUCGAUGCAGGCGUCUGCGGAGGCAGAUGAGGCGAUGGAGGAGGAGGCGCGGCAGCCGGGGGGCGCGCCGUGGCGGGACCCAGACCCUGCUGACCUGGCGCCAGCAGAGCUGGUGGGCGUGCACUCGGAGCCUUACGUCCACGACGGCCAGAAGCGGCGGCACCGCUGGGUGCUGCUGGACUUUGAGAAGCGACACCGCCAGCUGGGGCGCCAGCAGUUUGACGUCUACCCCCGCCACCCGCCUGCUGCUGCUGCUGCUGAGGAGGAGGAAGAGGAGGAGGAGGAGGAGGAGGGUGGAGGGGCGCGAGCAGGGGCAGGCGCGCAGGGCGCCAGCGCGCAGCAGCAGCAGCAGCUGGGGGAGGAGUGGGAUGAGGAGGCGGAGGAGGCGCGGUUUCAGGAGGAGGUGCGGCGGCAGUACCGGCUGCUGCUCCCCGCGGCCCUGCUGGCGGAGGACUGGGGACGCGAGGGGCAGCAGCAGGCGCAGCAGCAGCAGCCCCUACAGCAGCAGGCGCAGCAGCAGCCCCUGCAGCAGCAGCAGCAGGCGCAGGAAGCGAGCCGGCGCGGCAGCGGCAGCAGCGGCAGCGGCAGCGGGGUGGCCCGUGCCAGCAGCAAGACGAAGCGGCGACGGGACGCAGGUGCGGGCGCAGCAGCAGGCUCGGCGGGAGCUGCAGAGGGCCCUGCGCCUGACGCCAGCGGCAGCACAGGCAGUGCGCAGCGGCGAGACCAACAGCAGGCGCAGCCGCAGCAGGAGCCUGAGCAGGAGAGCGUGGAGGAGGAGGAGGAGGAGCUGUUCCCCUUUGUGUUCGACUGGGAGCGGCAGAGGCGACGGCAGGAGGCAGGCCGCGAGCUGCGCCAGGUGCUGGGUGCCAACUUCGACAAGGCCAUGGCGCAGCUGCCACACAUGGGCCGCACCCGCGGGCGCAACUCCAACGCAACGCUCAACCAGGAGGCAGACGAGGAGGGCACAGGCUGGCUGGGGGGCGAGUGCAUGACUGUGCAGGCCACCUUCACUUACACAAUGGAUGCCUCCAGCUGCCUGGUGGACACGGUGGGCAUCACCUGGGGAGCCGUGCACGGCCUGCACCUGCUCGAGCUGACGGACGUGUUUGAUGUAUACCUGGAGGCCACCGGCCUCCUGCAUGAGGCGGAGUGCGCCCAGGACGAAGAGGAGGAGGAGGAGCUGCGGCAGCAGGGAGUCGUGGUCACCAGACGCGACGCCAGCAAGCGUGGCGUGGCCGAGGGGCAGCGCGUGGGGCGGUCGGCGUGCUGGCGGCCCAUCUCGCGGCAGGUGGCGCAGCAGCAGGAGCAGGCAGACGAAGGGCAGCAGUAGCUCCCUCAGCCAGCACUCGUUUUCCCUUGUCCGCUGCUGAUUCCCCCUGUUGUCUUCAGGCGUGCCUGCCUCUUUGCCCUUCCCUCUUUUUGCCCUUCCCUCUUCACCGUGAUUCCUGGCUCUUGGUUCGCUAUCGGCGUGUCACAAGGGGCGCCGC
Chlorella variabilis is the source of this 3370-nucleotide messenger RNA. RefSeq lists its product as hypothetical. NCBI's taxonomy places the organism in Eukaryota, Viridiplantae, Chlorophyta, Trebouxiophyceae, Chlorellales, Chlorellaceae. The transcript has 10 exons. The record is from RefSeq and is a predicted model, not a curated record. The coding region runs from base 1 to 3213 and encodes 1070 amino acids.